GACUGGGUAUGCGCGUUUUCUUUUGAAGGAUAUGGUCACAACCCCGGUCUCAAAGUGGAGCCACGCACAUCUCGGAUCGGCGCGCUCCUCCAGGGGCUAGGAUGCGCGCCCGGAACGUCAAGGUUCUUGCCCGGGUUUGGGUCUGAACAGGAAUCCACUGCCCCGGGGCGCCGAGGCAGGAGGACCCAGUCGACCCGUACCAGGAUGCCGGUGAUGCGAGGUCUGCUGGCUCCGCAGAACACCUUCCUGGACACCAUCGCCACCCGCUUCGAUGGCACCCACAGUAACUUUGUCCUGGGUAAUGCCCAGGUGCAAUCCCUCUACCCUAUUGUCUACUGUUCUGAUGGCUUCUGUGAGCUGACCGGCUACGCCCGCGCCGAGCUGAUGCAGAAGAGCUGUGCAUGUCAUUUCCUGUACGGGCCGGAGACCAGCGACCAGCUGACGGCAAAGAUCCAGGGGGUGUUGGACGACAGGGGGGAGUUUAAGACCGAGCUGGUGUUCUACAAGAAAGGAGGUACCCAGUUCUGGUGUCUCCUGGACAUCGUGCCCAUUAAGAAUGAGAAGGGAGAGGUGGUGCUGUUUCUGGUGUCCCACAAGGACAUCACUGACAACAAGAAAGACCAGGACCCAGAGCAAGGCCCCGAGACUGAUGAGGAGACGGGUCUGGAGAUGCACAAGGUCACCCGUCCUCCAGGCUUCAACACCAACCGCAGACGCAGCCGGGCGGUGCUCUACCACCUGUCUGGACACCUGCAGAAACAGGACAAGAGCAAGAUUAAACUCAACAAUAACAUGUUUGGGGACAAUCCGCCCAUCCCAGAGUACAAGGUGGCAGCCAUUCAGAAAUCCCGAUUCAUCUUGCUCCACUACGGGACCUUCAAGGCUGGCUGGGAUUGGCUAAUCCUGUUGGCUACCUUCUAUGUCGCAGUCACAGUGCCCUAUAAUGUGUGUUUCACUGUGGUGGGGGGACGGGACGAAGGAAGCUCCGCCCCCCGCAGCCCCCCCAGUGUGAGUGACAUCCUGGUGGAGAUCCUGUUUAUGCUGGAUAUCGCGUUGAACUUCCGGACGACCUUUGUGAGCACAUCGGGCCAGGUGGUGUACGACGCUCGUUCCAUCAGUGUGCACUACGUCACCACCUGGCUGUUUGUUGACCUCAUCGCUGCAUUGCCCUUUGACCUGCUCUAUGCGUUUAACGUCAGUGUGUACUUUGGGGUCCACCUGCUGAAGACAGUGCGGUUGCUGCGCCUGCUGAGGCUGCUCCAGAAGCUGGAGCGCUACUCCCAGUACAGUGCCGUGGUCCUCACCCUGCUCAUGUCCAUGUUCGCCCUGCUGGCCCACUGGAUGGCCUGCGUCUGGUACUUCAUCGGACGCAGAGAGAUCGAAAACAGCCCCAACUCCUGGGACAUGGGUUGGCUACACGAAUUGGGAAAGCGUCUGGGCACCCCUUAUUUUGUAUCUCCCCUGGCCACUCUGGCUCCUGAUUUGCUGCACCCUGCAAUUGUUGACUCCCUGCAUGCCAACAGCAGCCAAUGGAAUGUGUCCGGGUCGGAGCUGGUGGGGCGAGACUCGUGGAACACCAGCCAAUGGAACGUCACGUGGAUGGGGGCUGGGGUGGGGGUCAGGGUGGGUCAGGGUGGAGGGAUGCUGGGUGGGGGGCCGUCAGUGAGGAGCUCCUAUGUGACGUCUCUGUACUUCGCUCUGAGCAGUCUGACCAGUGUGGGCUUCGGAAACGUCUCAGCCAACACAGACUCAGAGAAGAUCUUCUCCAUCUGCACCAUGCUCAUAGGAGCCCUGAUGCAUGCGGUGGUGUUUGGUAACGUGACCGCCAUCAUUCAGAGGAUGUACUCUCGGCGCUCCCUCUACCACACCCGUACCAAGGACCUGAAGGACUUUAUCCGGGUCCACCGCCUGCCCAAAGCCCUGGAGCAACGCAUGCUGGAGUGUUUCCAGACCACCUGGUCAGUCAACAACGGCAUCGACGUCAGUGAGUUGUUGAAGGACUUCCCAGAUGAGCUGAGGGCAGACAUCGCCAUGCACCUGAACAAGGAGCUGCUGCAGCUGUCUCUGUUUGAGUCGGCCAGUAGGGGGUGUCUGCGCUCCCUGUCCCUCAUCAUCAAGACGUCGUUCUGCGCCCCAGGGGAGUAUCUCAUCCGCCAGGGAGACGCCCUGCAGGCCAUCUACUUUGUCUGCUCUGGGUCCAUGGAGGUGCUGAAGGACAACACUGUGCUGGCUAUACUGGGUAAAGGGGACCUGAUCGGCAGUGACUCCCUGACCAAGAAGCAGGUGAUUAAGACGAAUGCCAACGUGAAGGCUCUGACCUACUGUGACCUGCAGUACAUCAGUCUGAAGGGACUGAGGGAGGUUCUCCGGCUCUACCCAGAGUACGCCCAGAAGUUCAUCUCUGAGAUACAACAUGAUCUGACCUAUAACCUCAGAGAGGGUCACAGAGCUGACGUGGACUGGGAGAGUAAUGGAAGUUUGGUGAAGAAGCUGUCUUCCAUUAAGGAAGAUGAGGAGGGUGAUGAAGAGCAGAGCUCUGUGUCGCGUGCCCCUCGUUCCCCUCGACGUCUGACCAGGGUUCUCAACUCGCCCCUGCGUUCGCCCCUGCUGCACCCUCGACCCUUCCGCCCCCCCUCAGAACACUCCCGCCCCCCCACUCUGCAGAUACCUGUGGUCAGCUUCAGCAGUGCGCCACUGGAGCUUAGUCCAAGGUUUGUGGAUGGUAUUGAGACAGAGAGCAGUGUGAACUCCUCCCAGAAGUUUGAGUUUAGCUCCAGGCUGGUACACAGUGGUCAACCAUCCCCAGGACUAGGGAUCCUGGAGCAGUCAGAUAUCAAGCAGAGUGUUUCUAAGCUGAGUGACGAGAUGAGCACCCUCUCCCAGCAAGUCUCUCAUCUCAGCCAGGAGCUAAAGGAAAUGACCCGCCUGCUCCGGCCCCUCCUUCUUGUGGCGCCUCAGCCAAUCCUAACAGCCAUAACGCCCAGCCUGACUCCACCCCCCAGCAGUGCCAACAAACCUUCCUCCAACACACCUCUGGUGGUCCCACCUCCAACCCUGCCCUGCUCCCCGUCGCCCCACCCCCAACGAACGCAGUCCUGCUCACUAUUGGACAUGGACAGUGCUGACACGGGGAACGUGGGCUUGCCAAGUUGCCUCCUCCCAACCCCCCCUCCACAGAGGCCUCCAGCCCAGACCCAGUUUCCAAUCUCCCCAGAGAGAAGUUCUAAGGACUUACCCCACUCCAACCCCCCUUCCCCUGGGACAGAAGACAUGAGGGGGUCACCCCACCUCUCCAACCACACCACCUCUAGCAACAGUUUCCUUCCCUCUGCCCAGGACAGAUGUACCCUAGCCUCUGGCACCAUGUCCCCCUCCCUCUCUUUCUCCUUGUCCCUCUCCUCCUCCCCCUCCUGCUCUCCCUGCCAGGGUCCUCAUCACUCACGAUCUGGUAGCCACAGCAGGGGCCUGCUCCCCCCGCCCCCCUCCCAGGACAACACGCCCCCGCCUUCCUCCCAUUGCUCCGCUCCUCCGUCACUCAGCUCCUCACCUGGAGACCAUAAGCUGAAGUUGGUCUUCCCCUCUUCCUACUCCACUCCCCUCAUCCCUCCCCUCCCCUCUCCUUACCCCUCGACCCUCUCCCUGGGCCCGUUCUCCCUGGACUCUCUGAGGGGGGAGACGCAGGGGGGCACCAGGCUGGAGGCAGGACACCUGGCGCUGGAGAUGCAGGAGAGGGGAGGAGAGAGGGGGGAGAGGCGCUCCCAGAUGAUGGAGCACAUCAGCUACAUGGACGAGGAAGGGCCAGCUCUGUGACAGAGAGGCAGAUGACAUGCAAGAAGAAACAGCAGAGACAGAAUGAAGAGAAGAGAGUACGUAGCCCGCUCGUCUAGAAUGCAACGUUGAACCUGUGAGACAGACAGGCAGACAGAGAUCAAAAUGACUAUAGGUGGAAACCAAUAGCAUCACUGAAAAAUACCCCACCAGGACAGUAGCAAGACACCAGUUCUAACAGUACUCUGAUCAGGCACUGUGGUCAACUUAAAGCAACACAUCCUCCUCAGUCUAUGGACUUCAUGAUGUCAUAAGUGAAAUGUGCAUCCCUACUCCUCUUCUGGCCAAAUGUUCCCAACCAACCACAGCUUCAUGACAUCACAUACAGUACAUAGGACUGGGAAUGUAAACUCUAGUUCAACCUCUGUUGUGUGGUUUCCAAAUUAUACUAACAUCUAUUGCUUGAAUAUCAACCACGGCUGACUUCAAAUGAGGAGUUCAUUUAACUUCAACUUAAUGUUUCUUCAGAGUUUCUCUGCUACUUGUUAUAUGGCAGUGAUUUGUUACAUACAUCUCCACAAAGAACACACACACUUGCACUGUGGUCUUACAUUAUGUGACAUCCUAUAAGUCUCAAUCCAGCCUACACACACAAUCAGUUCUCUCCCUCCAACAAGUGGCCAUAUUCAACACAAGACAAUCAGUGAACUUACAAAACACAUGGAACCAAUCAAAACAUGAAGACAACACCGCAGUAGGUCUGGAUGUAGAAGGGAGGGAGCCGGUGUGCCACAGAGGCCAGGUUUAGGUUUAAGAAGCCAUGCAUACGGGUGGAUGAGUGGAAUAUACAGUAGGUCUAUGAGUGACAACCAGACUGUACAGUGAAUGAGUUCCCACAUCAACUCCAGCUUUAGGCAUCCAGCCAUUCGUGCCUUCUCCUUGGAACACACACACUGCUAGUCGUAUACAUCAUAUCAUCCACACCUGGUGAUUCUGUUGUGAUUUACCGUUGACCAUUAAGCCAUUGACCAUUACGAACGCCUCACUUUUAUUUUGAAAGUCAUUUAUUUUAUGUAGAAUGUGUGUUAAAAUCUCCUGUUGGAUUCAAUGUUCUGGCCUUUUUUCGUCCAUCGCUAGUUCAACCAGAGACAUCUCAGCGUCAUAUCAAAGCCCACACGCACCAACACAAGCACACCAGUGGAGGCUGCUAAGGGGAGGAUGGCUCAUAAUGGCUGGAAUGGCAUAAAUGGAAUAAAACACCUUUUAUACCGUUCCAUUCCAUUCACUCCAUUCCAUCCAUUAAACUCCAUUCAGGCCAUUAUUAUGAGCCGUCCUCGCGUCAGCAGCCUCCACUGAAGCACGCACGGACACACACACACACACACACGGACACGGACACACACACACACACACGGACACACGCACGGACACACACACGGACACACACACACGCACGGACACACACGGACACACACGGACACGCACGGACACACACGGACACACACGCACGGACACGCACGGACACACACACACACACACACACGGACACGCAUGCAGGGACACACACACACACACACACGGACACGCACGGACACACACACACACGGACACACACACACACACACGCACACACACGGACACACACACACACACACGGACACACACACACACAGACACACACACACGGACACG
Molecule: messenger RNA, 5460 nt
Organism: Oncorhynchus masou masou (cherry salmon)
Lineage: Eukaryota; Metazoa; Chordata; Actinopteri; Salmoniformes; Salmonidae
Product: potassium voltage-gated channel subfamily H member 3-like
Exons: 16
Coding region: 205-3810 (1201 amino acids)
Biological process (GO): regulation of membrane potential; potassium ion transmembrane transport
Cellular component (GO): plasma membrane
Molecular function (GO): voltage-gated potassium channel activity
Source: RefSeq, a predicted model, not a curated record